Cinara cedri is the source of this 3898-nucleotide messenger RNA. The record is from the annotation of a GenBank genome assembly. NCBI's taxonomy places the organism in Eukaryota, Metazoa, Arthropoda, Insecta, Hemiptera, Aphididae.
CUCGGGACCGCGAAACGCUCGACUACCGGCAGUGUUGUUUCCUCGGUACGGUUUUCCGCCGUACCCAUUCAUUCCUGAGGCACAACGCGUACGGACGGCGUACCGACGGUAAUUUUGUCGUUUGGCCGCUGGCACACCGAGCUAAGUAAGUACUACGCACGCGUCUGGAUUUCCCGACAAUCUAGGUACCUACUCGUCCGGUGGUUUUUGUUUAAUUUUUUUUCGUCACACAAUAUUGCGCGUUUGCGCGACCGUCCUCUGCGAUUAUAUUUCCGUAUCUUUCGAUGCGUGCGUCGCCAGAUAUUUUUCCUGCUUAAUUUUUACCCGUAAUCGUCCGUGGCUCGGCAACGAACGGCGCCCGGCCUCUGUCCCGGUCGGGUACGCCCAAAGCGGUCCCGCCAAACCGGCGUCCGGUUGCUGCCCGUGAUGUACCUGCGCGGCACGUUAUAUUCGUACGUGCCGUCCGGUGGCGCGUGCCCAGAGAGAUGUUAAGGGUUAAAUGUGUCCCCCACCCCCAUUUAGGUAUUUCGUUUACGAACGCAAUGGCCAAUAUUAGUUAACAAUUUUUCCGCUGAUUAUUUAAUUGUUUUAAAUUUGUUAAAUUAUUUUUAUUUUAUCACAAGUCGUUGCGCCAAUAUGAUCCCGUGUAUUUUGUUCAACUGGCUGUUGGAUUCUAUCGUUUUAAGUUCGAUUGCCGUUAUCACGUUAAUUUACUAUUUCGCAACAUCGACGUACAAACAGUUGAAGAAGUUGAAUGUCCCCCACACACCUCCAGUGCCUUUAUUCGGCAAUGUAUUAAAAAUGGUAGCAGGCUUGGAAAGCAAAACUGACACAUACGGUAGAAUUUACAGACAACAUCCCGAUGCAAAAAUCUGCGGUUUUUAUGAAAUGAGAACGCCGUUUCUGAUGAUAAGGGAUCCAGAAAUAAUUCAAGCGAUAAUGAUCAAGGACUUUAAUUAUUUUAUCAACCGGGGUUUGCAAUUUGAUCCGUCAAUAAAUUUAUUAGCCAGAAGUCUGUUCUUUGCGAACGGACAAAAAUGGAAAAUCAUGAAACAAAAACUGAACCCGGGAUUCACGUCGGUUAAACUCAAAGGUAUGCUACAUAAUAUCAAAGCAUGCAGCGACCGGUUAGUAAAAUUUAUUGAAGAUAAUAUAAACAAUACGACCGGAAUUGAAGUGUCUAAAAUCACUGGUAAUUUUUCUACCGAUGUCAUUGGAACUUGUGCAUUUGGUUUAGAAUUAGAUACCAUCAAUAACGAUUCAGAAUUUCGAAAAAACAUUAAGAAAAUAUUCGGGCUUAAUACUAAAUCGUUUUGCAUAUUGCUGUUGGGAACGAUCUUCCCGAACGUGGUCAAGUACUUUAAACUUCAUGUAAUUCCGUUGGAGGCUACUAAUUAUUUUCAUUCGGUGUUCAACGAACUUAUCGAACACAGAACUACAAACGACGUGGUGAGAAAUGACAUAGCACAAGAGCUUAUAAAAGCAAAAAGAGAACUGGUAUUGGACUCUACCGGUAUUGGUUAGUAUACAAAUUUCAAACAAUUAAUUGUUUUACUGUGUACAAUACAAUAAUAAUGAUUGAAUUCAUUUUAUUCAAGCAAGUCAUAAAAAUCUAUUUUUCUUAACUCAUAAUUAUUUACUGUUACGGUUAUAUUUUAAAGUUUAAAACUUAUUAUUAUUUUUUAGUAGUUUUGGAAAGUUCUACUUAUUUGUGCUUAGCCAAUUUGUUAUAGAUUUAGAUAAUUUUUUAAGAUACUAUACAUUAUAAAAUGUAAACCACCAAAAACUGCAUUUUUGCAACUGUAAAUACUUCAAUUUUAUAGCGAUUUGCUAAUAUUUCGUAAAAAAUACACUGAAAAUUAUCAUUCAAUAUAUAUAUAUGAAUAAAUGAGAAUAAAUGAAAACAUUACAUUUUUUCAAAAGUGAAAUGGAUGUAACUUAAUACAUGUUGAGUUAAAAAAAUGCAAUUUUGUGGAAAUAGCUCGAUUAGUUGAAUAACUAUUCAAAUCUAUAGGAAAUGUUUAAAAAGUACAGUAAAUGCCGAAUCUCAAGGGGAACAUGAAUAAGUUUAAGACAUCAAAAAAUUGAAAACGUCAGGUUUUCUUACAAUUUGUAAACAAAUUUAAAAAAUUCGGAAAUUAUGUGAGUGCUCAAAAUGCUACAUACAUAUUAUCAAUGAACAAUACAAUUUAAAUUUAAAAAAUUAAUUUUUAUUAAGAAAAUCUGUCAUGAGAUUUUGUUUUUUAUUACUUGUAUCUUCAACGAUGCCUUUCAAAUUGGAAAAUUGCAGAAAAAGCGCCGUCUUCCAUAUUUGUGUUGUUAAAUUUCUUAAUGUUUUUAAGCGUGUUUAGCUUAUUGAAUUGUAACUGCAAGGACUUCCUCCAUUUUUUAUAGUUUACUUUCACUCUUCCUGAAUUUUUACAUAAUUUUGUAUUCUUACUGUAAUAAUAUAGCAACAAGGGGAUUUAAAUUUUCAAUAUAGUUUCAGAUAACGAAAAAUUCGAAAUAGCGACGUUCGACAUAAUAAUAAUUUACUAUAUAACUGUAUAAGUCAUAUCGCAAUUGCUCUUCAUGUAAUGUUAAACAUUUUAAAUUUAUCCUUAAAUGUGUAUUUCAGUAGAUAAUCCUUCGUAUAACCUCUCGAAAACCGAAAGUAAAUCUAAACAAAAAAUAAUCAAUUUGUUAUUUUUUUUUUCAAGAGAAAUUUACUGAUUCGGACAUAAUUAGCAAUGCAAUUUUCAUUUUAACUGGUGGUUCAGAACCUGUUGCUGCCACAUUAGCGUUUUGUUUUUACGAGUUGGCCCUGAACAGGGAUAUACAAAACAAAAUACGGGAAGAGAUAACUUCAACAAAUGAAAAAUUUGGCGGACAGUUUACCAAUGAACUUUGUAUGAAUCUCCCUUAUACUGAUAUGGUUUUAAAUGGUAAUGAUUAUAUACCGACAUUAUCUAAUACAAUUUUAAUUUUAAAUAUUAGAGUGCAUUUGAGGGAUGUAUUGAUUAAAUAAUUCCAUUUUAUUUGCUAAUAGCGUCAAAUAAAAUUAGAAUCGUGUAAUAGUACAAUAGAUAUACGUAUAUACAAAGUAUUUGAUUUACUUUCAUUAAAACUCAAUUUAAAUAAAUUUUUCAGAAACUCAUCGUAAAUAUUCCGUUGUUGUGAAUGUAAUUAGAGAAACUACACAGACCUACAAGGUACCUGGCAUGGAUUCAUUUAUAAUUGAAAAGGGACAAAAAAUUGUAAUACCCAUGUCUAGUAUACAUCAUGAUCCAAAAUAUUAUCCUAAUCCAAAAACGUUUGAUCCGGAACGAUUUACGAAGGAAGAAAUUUCUAAACGACCUAAUGGUACUUUCUUCCCGUUUGGUGAAGGACCUCGUCACUGUAUCGGUAUGUACACCUAUAUUUUGUUUAAAAUAAAAUCAAAUAAUAAAUGUAUAUUUUUAUAUAUUUUCAGGAAAACGGUUUGCUGAAUGGGAACUAAAACUGGUUCUAUCAAUAGUAUUGACAAAAUUUGAAAUUUUUCCUUGUCCAAAGACGGAAAUUCCUCUUAAAUUUAAUAAAACAUCACCAGUUUUGGUUCAAGCGAAAAAUGGUAUUUGGUUAAAUUUUAAGCCAAUUGUUGCAUAAUUCUUAUUAUUAUUGUUAUUCACUAUUCAUCGCUGCAGUAUUCCUUGGUUUUCUAAGUAUACUUGUAGUUUAUUUAACAUGUGUUACAUUUACCGACAGUCUUUGGAAAUCGGAAAAAUUAAAAUAAAUAAUAUUUGUAUAAGUUAACAGUUUCCAUGACUUAGCAAGUAUAUACAAGUGUUAAAUAUUUGGCAAACAUGUAAAACAUAGCAAUUUGUCUUAAAUUGUAUAAUGUAAUCAAUAAAUAUAGCAUUAUAUAAUUCCUAUUGAUUUA